This is a messenger RNA of Orbicella faveolata, 1984 nucleotides long. Its product is annotated as polycystin-1-like protein 2. Gene Ontology annotation, molecular function: calcium ion binding; protein binding; calcium channel activity. Gene Ontology annotation, cellular component: membrane. The record is from RefSeq and is a predicted model, not a curated record. Gene Ontology annotation, biological process: detection of mechanical stimulus. Lineage: Eukaryota; Metazoa; Cnidaria; Anthozoa; Scleractinia; Merulinidae.
UGCAAUGCCAUUCAUACAGGAUCAGAAAUUCCCAAAGUUGUUAUUUCUCGAGCUGGUGUUCCAGAACAUAACGGUAACAUCAUCUUAAUCUGCGACAUUAUCGAGAGAGGCGACAAGGUAGGAACCACACUGACGAGUAUCUCAUGGUUUAAGGAUGGAGUGGUGUUGUCUAAAUCAACCAGAUAUCCGGUUGAUCUAGACAGCUUUCCUCUCUUUCUUCAAGAACUUAACGAAAGUGACAAGGGGAACUACACCUGUGUUCUUGAAGCGCUGUUGCGGAAUACCUUGAAGUACAAUGUGACGGAUCACAUUCUCAUUGAAGUAAACGCCCCACCAUUAAAGUGUUACAGAUGUGUAGGCUCAGGCCAGGAUUGCCGUGAUGAAGUGCUGUCCAAAAAUAGCAGCUCCCAAGUGGUUUGUGAAGGCAACGAAGACCGUUGUGUUUGGGUUUACCAAAGAAAAAACAGUAGCCUUGACAGCUUCGGUAUGGGAUGCCAUAGUGCACGAUUCUGCGAGAAGCUUCCUCAAAUAUGUCACGAUGUACUGAGUUCUAAUGAAGACGAAUGCUGUGAUGGUUCCUGUUGCGACUCUGACUUUUGCAACAAACUGAAGUAUACAGAUGGACGAUUCUGUAAGAGGACACAAAAUCUCGUGGCAGCCAUCUACGGAGGGGUGGAAGUCAUCCGAGGGGUCACUGAGAACAUUACGAUGAACGGUUCGCUAUCUUAUGACCCCGAAACUGGUGAUAACGAAGGAAUGAACUUUACUUGGCGCUACGGUACAAUACCAAGAAGCAACCAUUCCAGUCUUCAGUUCCUGACACAAGGCUCAUUUACGCAUGUAAAUGGUUCAGCCAUAAAAAAUACAGGGACAAGCUUCGGUCGCACUAGUUCGAUCAACUCUAAUUUUACAAACGAAAAUGAUACGUUAAUUAUCAAAUUGACCGUAGCUAAAGACUAUCGCACCUCAAGCGUUAUUCAAGUCGUUCAUCUUGUGGAAGGAAGUCCACCUAGAAUAUAUCAAAGAUGUCUCAUCAAUUGCGGUCCAAAGGUGGUACCCUCCGUCAAACUGAGCAUUGAAUCGAUUUGCCAAGGAUACCAGUGCUCCAACAUAUCAUCAUAUCAUUGGAUGCUCUACCAAAGAGACAAAUCCAAUCCUACUGUAUGGAACCAUUGUAAUGAUUUGCAUUUGAUGACGAGCACACCACUCAAUUCAAGCAGACUUGUCAUAAAGGAGAACUCAUUCAACAGUGGAAUGAACUACCGAUUGGCAAUAGUUGUUACAAGUGAAAACAGCUUUGCAGGAAUCAGUGCCUAUGAUAUUUUAACGUCAUCUCCCCCAGUGGGAGGUACCUGUUCCAUAGAACCUUCGUCAGGGAUAGCAUUAAGAACUUACUUCACUCUGAGUUGCAGCGGGUGGACUAGUUCCAACACCCCUUUGUCCUAUCAGUUUCAAUUACAACUUUUUCAUGGGCUCACCAGUGUGGUAUACCAUGGUUUGAAUACAUCAGUUGAGUCUCUAUUGCCAUCUGGAGACUUGUCACAAAAUUUCACGUUGAAGUUAAAUGUUACUGUGAUCGAUAGCAAUGGUGCAUCUGCUACAUACGCAAACUUGUCUGUCCAGAUUAAGCCAUUCAAGGACAUUAAUUCCGAGACCAUCAAAAAGCACCUGGAUGAUUUAGAUGACCUUAACAAAGCAGAUGACCUUAACAAAGCAGUGCAAAUUGCAAAUACCGUGUUAAAAGCAAUUUCAAGUUUGCCUACUUUACAGCAAAGCGAAAUAAUAAAGGUAAAGACGUCGUCUUUCCCUAGCACUAGUUUUUCUUUCUUCUGUCUUUUUCCUUUCUAGUUUUACUACGAAGUAAUAGUCCUUUUCACGGUGAACUUUUCUCGUUGCAUUACAAUACAACCCAAGAUGUAUGUGAGGCAAUUGCAGUCGAUUUUGUAGUUUCUCCCUGAAAUUGCCCCCCACUCAGGGGCACGUA